CUUUCGGUGACAGCUACUCCAAAAUCACCGAAUACGCAACAAGUGCUGAUGGUAGUGUACGCGCACGUACGCAGAGCCAAUAUGAAGUUUGGCAAAAUUCUUACUUAUUUAACCCUUUUUGCGGUUGCAUGCCUUGCAAAACCAGAUUUGAACUCUCGUGCUGAUGACAAUGGGAUUAUCAAUAUUGCUGGUAGACUUUUCCAGCGAAUUGUCACUGGUAAACAAGACCAUACUACAGUUGCACUCUUUUCAGUGGAUGCUGGAACCAUGAACUGUGAAAUUUGUCGCCUUAUUGAGCCCGAAUUUAAAGCUUUAGCUUAUUCUUACAAAUUACAACACGGCCUUGACAGCGGUAUCCGGUUUGUAUAUGCCGAUUUUGGUAAAAAUAGGAAUUUGUUUGAACAGUUCGCUAUCGAAAGCGUUCCCAAUUUUUGGAUUUUUAAGCCCAAUACUAUAGUUCCUAUUUCAGGGGAUUUGAGCAGUGGUGUUUCUGCUGAAAAGUUGGCUGCCUUGGUCGAGAGAGAAACUGGCAAAGGCGCCCCGAUAGUUUAUCGUCAAGAUCCUGCUAAAAAAUAUGCUACUCUGGCUUCAUCUAUUCUAUGCGGUGCUGCUCUUUUCUUUACUAGAAAAACGCUUUUGAAAAUAUUCACCAGCAGAAAAGUGUGGGCUGCUCUUAGCAUUAUCUCUGUUAUUACGUUGAGCAGUGGAUUCAUGUUCACUCGCAUCCGGUUUACUCCUUACAGUCAACGUGGAGCAAAUGGUGAAAACCUUUGGUUAGCCGGAUCCCAACAAUAUCAGUUCGGCGCAGAAGUUCAGGUUGUAUCAUUGAUCUACACUGCUUUAACUAUAAGCACCAUCUUUCUUGCCGUGAUAGCACCAAAAGUCGAGGGUGCAAAACGCCAAACCCUUUUUGUCUUUUUCUGGCUAAUUGUAUUAUGGCUUGGCUACAGUUUCCUUGUUGACGUUUUCCAAAGAAAGUUGCAGAUGUAUCCUUUCAAACUUUUACUUUAAACGUUCAUUAUCGAUUUGAGAUGAAGGAGAUGAAAAAAGAUUAAUCUCAUGAUUUAUUCUUAACGUACAUUCAUUAAUCAAGACUUAUUUCUAAAAAAUCAUUUACACUUAUAAUCGUUAAACCUAAGAAUCACUGC
This is a messenger RNA of Schizosaccharomyces cryophilus OY26, 1148 nucleotides long. RefSeq names its product oligosaccharyltransferase gamma subunit. NCBI's taxonomy places the organism in Eukaryota, Fungi, Ascomycota, Schizosaccharomycetes, Schizosaccharomycetales, Schizosaccharomycetaceae. The transcript has 5 exons. Bases 49 to 1011 code for a protein of 320 amino acids. The record is from RefSeq and is a predicted model, not a curated record. Gene Ontology annotation, cellular component: oligosaccharyltransferase complex.